AUGAUAAAGAUGAAGGUUGUGUGUGCAAUGAUGAUUCUGGUAGUUGUUAUGGUUGAGAUGUUUUCCGUUGCUGAGGGUGGUUGUAACGCAAUACAAUUGAGUCCAUGUCUACCUGCAAUUAGGUCAAACUCUGCACCUUCUGCUACAUGUUGCAGCAGAUUGAAUGAUCAAAAGUCAUGCUUAUGCGGUUACCUCAAGAACCCAAUCUUGAAGCCAUAUGUUAACUCUCCUGGUUCAAGAAGAGUUGCUGAAGCUUGUGGUGUGGGAGUCCCAAAUUGUUGA
Messenger RNA from Lathyrus sativus (Indian pea), 282 nucleotides. The record is from the annotation of a GenBank genome assembly. NCBI's taxonomy places the organism in Eukaryota, Viridiplantae, Streptophyta, Magnoliopsida, Fabales, Fabaceae.